AUGGGUUUCAAGAAGAUUCUUGCUUCUCUUUUUACCUAUGAAACACCGAAAAUAAUAGAAAUUUAUAAUUAUAAGAUUGGGAUUGCACAUAGGAUUCUUCAGACAAUUAUCAUAAUUUAUUUUGGUAAGAAAUUGUAUAUCAUAACUUCCAGUUGGGUCGUAAUUUAUGACAAGGGAUACCAAGUAACUGAAAGCCUUAUUUCAGUCUGCUUAACCAAAGUCAAAGGUUUCCUCGUGAAAGAUUACAAACAGGACAGGAAUUACCUCCCUCAAAUCUGGGAUAACGCAGAAAUUGUCUAUCCUCCAUUAGAGCAAGGCGCGAUACUUAUUAUCACAAACACGAUCGAAACCCUUCGGCAAACACCAUGCAUAGGCAAACCAAUUUAUUCAUGGUGUCCGCUAGAAAAUGACACCAUUUCUACCGAUUUCAACCUGCAAAAAAGAUUCGAAAUGAUCUCAAAUUACACUAUUUAUAUUAAGCUUUUCAUUGAAUAUCGGAGAUUUGGAAUUAAAGGAAAUAAUAUAUUUGACGACAUUGACAUCACAACGUGUCAGUUUGAUAAAAAAGAUCCGAUAAAUAGACACUGUCCAAUAUUCAAACUUGGUUACAUUUUUGAAGAAAUCAAUUUGAAGCCACCAGCUUUAUACAAAAAUUAUUAA
Messenger RNA from Rodentolepis nana, 660 nucleotides. Lineage: Eukaryota; Metazoa; Platyhelminthes; Cestoda; Cyclophyllidea; Hymenolepididae. The record is from the annotation of a GenBank genome assembly.